AUGGACAGCUACAGCGUGCAGGACGGUUUCUGGCAUCUCAAAGAGAUGCUGCUGGCCGACCAAGGCAAGAGCGAGAUCUCAGCGCUAAAAUUGCACGACCACUGGGCCUGGAUUAUCGAGGAAUUCAGCAAGCGCAGCUUCACAAUCAUAAAAGACAAUUUCCCCACGCUAGCCGGCGUGGCUCAGAUGUUCACCCCAAAGCAGGCAUUGGGCACGUAUCUCUACGGAUUGUGGGAGGAUAAGUUCCACCGCCAUCUGCUGUGGUUCUGCAUUCGAGAUGGCCCUGUAGAAACCACCCAUCGCAGAAGUGUCGGUGCCAGCGCUCCCACAUGGUCCUGGGCGUCCAUCGAUGGGCCGGUGGGGAAUCCGGCCAUCAACAGAGCGACACAAAGCUCUGCUGAAGGCUUCCGGUUGCUGGAUGAAUGGGGUAGUGAGGGUUUGCUGACUCACAAGAUUCUUAGAACUGAAUCGGUCAUCUGUGAAAGGGAAGGGCAGACAGCAUUUUUUGGCUCGGUCAUCAAAGCCGAGAUCGAAGCUAGCGGGAUACUGAAACCUGUGAAGCGUAGAGAGUAG
This is a messenger RNA of Coniosporium apollinis CBS 100218, 573 nucleotides long. RefSeq lists its product as uncharacterized. NCBI's taxonomy places the organism in Eukaryota, Fungi, Ascomycota, Dothideomycetes. The record is from RefSeq and is a predicted model, not a curated record. Bases 1 to 573 code for a protein of 190 amino acids. The transcript has a single exon.